AUGACAGGUGCUCUAAAUUUCCUUGUGGUGCCAGUUUUGGGUGGGCAGAAUAAAUAUCGAGCUCCUAGUAGGCGACUCUACAUGACUGCUGAGAAGCAUUUUUGGGAGAGGUAUGUAUCUCCAAAAUCUCAUCCAGCAAUGUCACCUGAAAAAAUGUGCGAGCUUUCUCUAUUGCUGUUUUGUUAACAAGGGAUGCACAGUCUGGUGUUAUAGAAAGCAGAAAUAAACAGCCACAUUACGGAAUGUUAAAAACAAUCACUCUCUUGGAAUUCAGAGGCUUAUAUUUCCUUCCACAGCAGGAAGGAAGUAAACUAAAUUUUCAGGGACGCAUACAAUAAAUAUGGGAAUUCCUCUUGAGAAUAUAUUAGCCAAAAUUAGACCAGAGGGGGGGGAAAGGUUUUAUCCCUUUCAUCAUCAUUAUUAACUGUAGUGACUAAUAUAAUAUAAUUCUAUGUUGUACAAGGUGUGUUUUUAAUAGGCAGCUUUUAAUUGGGAGUAUGUCUAAUAAACAGAAAGGAGGACAUUUUAAGAUCUGAAAUUGAUGUAUGCAAGGACAAAUAUAAUUACAUUUUUAUUUCUUAUUUUGUUUACACUUAAUAUUUAAUGUUUUUCCAGAAGAAAACUUUACAUUUUGGAAUAGUAUUGUUCCUUCAUGCAGGCCUGGAUAGGAUAGGAUAGGAUAGGAUAGGAUAGGAGUUGUUGUUGUUGUUGUUGUUGUUGUUGUUGUUGUUGUUGUUGUUGUAAGAGCAUAUGCCCUGGACAGCAGGUUAGGGGUGGUCUUUACUGCACUUUAAUCAUUACUGACACUGUGCCAGGGAAUGGGGAAAAAAAGCCUUUUGAUAAGAGAGGCCAAACUAGCUAUGACCGUUCAAUUUAGUUAUGACCCAUUCAUCUAAUUUAUAGACUGAGUGGGUGACUGUGGGACACCUGUUAAAGACCAGCUCCUCCACAAUCUGUGUUAAAUGUUCAGCCCUGAAAUGUGUGAUGUCAAUAUAAAAAUAGUGCCUUUGAGCAUGUGCAGAAUUCCUCUUUCUUGCUGCUGAGGUAGCUGGGUUGGUUGAUGGGAAAGAGAUGAGCCUUCAAAUCAGUAAGUCUUGACUUUGCUUUUCAUCUUUUUUUUUUUAUUUAAGCAUUGGAGAGGCUUGUCUUUAAAAAUGACUAGCCUGGAACCUUUCUUUCCCCUGCCUUCCACCAAGGAGAGACUACAGAGCACACACCAAAGUAUAUUUUUUUAAAAACAAAAAACAAGUUUAUUUGAUUGCUGAGGUUUACAGGACACAGAUGUUGCAGAACUUUCAUAUACAUUGCAGGAUGACAGAUCAAAAUGUGAAAGGAGAUACAAAGGCAACUUUACCACUGGAUGGAAGUUUUCACAAAAUCGUUCCUUGCUGGUUUGAUUAGGGUGAGACUUACUCCAAAUGGCUAAGCAGGUGGCUCGGUUCUCCAGUUGUUUUUCAACACAGCCCACUCGCGCCAGCCUGCAAAUGGCAAAACUAUCUUUAAG
Podarcis lilfordi (Lilford's wall lizard) is the source of this 1504-nucleotide messenger RNA. Lineage: Eukaryota; Metazoa; Chordata; Lepidosauria; Squamata; Lacertidae. The record is from the annotation of a GenBank genome assembly.